Molecule: messenger RNA, 264 nt
Organism: Strongyloides ratti
Lineage: Eukaryota; Metazoa; Nematoda; Chromadorea; Rhabditida; Strongyloididae
Exons: 1
Coding region: 1-264 (87 amino acids)
Source: RefSeq, a predicted model, not a curated record
AUGAUGGAGCCAGGUUUGACGUGCUUCUUAAUGAUUUCAAGAAGCGUUUCACUGUCCCGUUUUUCAACAGAAACAGCAAAAACGCGUCUUUCCGUCGUUUUUUUUCACACCGCCCAUAACCUAGACUCCAUCUACAAGGUGCCCCCUAUUAUACUUCCGUUUGCUCAUUUUGAUUUCAUCUAUUUCCACAACGAUGCCUUCUCCACCGAUAACACAUUCUUCGGUUUCCAAAGCAUCUGCUACAAAUUGACGGAAAUAGCUUAA